AAAUUCGCGUUUUACUAGUAUUUCGGUAUUCUGCGUUUCUUCGUAGAGUCGUUCUCCUACUGUAUCCCCAAAUAUCAAUUGCCCUUUCAAAAACCCUAUUAUCGUCUUCGAUUACCAUUCAAUUUUUCAGGAUUUUGAACAUUCUCGUUGUAUAUCGAUUUUAUAUCCGUAGAUACGAUCCACUAUAGAUUGGAUCAUCAAAACGCAUGAUAAGUACUUGAAUAAUUCAGGGCGUCUUUGUGAAGAACUGGCGCUAGCAUCUCAAACAAAUUUCUAUUAGCUUAAUCUGCUAUAAAACUCUUGACGACAGAUCUGUAAACGAAUGCUUGUGUGAUUGAUAGCUUCUCAAAGUAAAGAUGGUGAAGCUGACAAUGAUUGCCCGUGUCACUGAUGGCCUUCCGCUAGCUGAAGGACUGGAUGAUGGGCGUGAUAUGCAGGAUGCAGAGUUCUACAAACAGCAAGUCAAGGCAUUGUUCAAGAACCUUUCAAGGGGACAAAACGAACCCUCAAGAAUGUCUAUCGAAACUGGCUCUUAUGUUUUCCACUAUAUAAUUGAAGGGCGAGUAUGUUAUUUGACAAUGUGUGAUCGUGCUUAUCCAAAGAAACUUGCCUUCCAAUAUCUUGAAGAUCUAAAGAAUGAAUUUGAACGUGGUUAUGAAAAUCAAAUUGAAACUGCUGCAAGGCCAUAUGCUUUCAUUAAAUUUGAUACAUUUAUACAGAGGACUAAGAAACUGUAUCAGGACACAAGAACUCAGAGGAACAUUUCUAAGUUGAAUGAUGAACUCUAUGAAGUUCACCAGAUUAUGACUCGUAAUGUACAGGAAGUUCUUGGUGUUGGUGAAAAAUUGGACCAGGUGAGUCAAAUGUCAAGCCGUCUAACAUCAGAUACUCGUGUAUAUGCUGAUAAAGCAAGAGACUUAAAUCGACAGGCUUUGAUCAAGAAGUGGGCACCUGUUGCAAUUGUCCUUGGAGUUGUUAUCAUACUGUUCUGGCUCAAAGGGAAGAUAUGGUGAUAUGUCAUGGCAUUGGCAUGGAAAUGUUCUUCCAUUUUUAAUUAGUUCCAUUUACAGAGAGGUUUUAAGUUAAUUUCUGUUGCAUUAUCCAUCUGCCACCUUCGAAUGGAAAUUUUUGUUUUUACAUUUCACUGACAAGUAUUCACUUUUGCAUAGGUUUUUACAUGAAUUUGUUCUUAUAUUAUGCCUG
Messenger RNA from Lactuca virosa, 1203 nucleotides. The record is from the annotation of a GenBank genome assembly. NCBI's taxonomy places the organism in Eukaryota, Viridiplantae, Streptophyta, Magnoliopsida, Asterales, Asteraceae.